UUGCAAAAUGGCGGACAACGCUUCAAAUAAGUGAUUUGUUACGUAUACAAUACAAAAAGAUUGUGUAUAUUUUACGAAAAUUAAGCCAUAAUUAGUGAAGAGUGUUUAAAUAUUAGUAAUAUAUAUUAUAUAGUGAUUAUGAAACUUCGUGUUUCAUGUAGUUUUAGUAGUUAUAAAACGGCAUGGUAAAUUGUGCAUAAUGACGCAGUUUUUACCACCUAAUUUGCUCGCAUUAUUCGCUGCGAGGGACCCUAUACCUUACCUACCACCGGCAGCGAAGCUUCCCCAUGAGAAAAAGCAAAAAGGUUAUGAUGGAGUCGGUGCAUUCCUGCACGAGUUCGAGAAUCCAACGCAGACACCACCGCCCACUCGCGUAGAGACACGCGAGGAGCGUUUGGAGAGACGUCGACGUGAGAGAGCGGAGCAGACUGCAUACAGACUAGAGCAGGAGAUUGCUUUGUGGGACCCAGCGACCAACCCCGCAUCUACCACAGACCCCUUCAAGACAUUGUUUGUGGCCAGGAUUAAUUAUGACACAUCCGAGUCUAAGCUAAGAAGGGAAUUUGAAGGAUAUGGACCAAUUAAAAAGAUUAGUAUGGUAUACAGCAAAGAGAAUGGCAAGCCUCGUGGCUACGCCUUCAUUGAGUACGAGCACGAGAGAGACAUGCACUCCGCCUACAAGCACGCGGAUGGUAAGAAGAUCGAUGGCAAGCGUGUGCUGGUCGAUGUAGAGCGCGCGCGCACUGUCAAAGGAUGGCUGCCGAGACGAUUGGGCGGAGGUCUGGGCGGGACGCGGCGCGGAGGCGCGGACGUGAACAUCAAGCACUCGGGCCGCGAGGACAACGAGCGCGAGCGCGAGAGAUACCGCCUCGAGCAGCGCGACGGAGAGGAGCGCGCGCACAGGACCGACAGGCCGGACAGGCCAGACAGGGACAGAGAACGAGUGCGACGUCGCACGAGGUCGCGAUCUCGCCGACGUUCCACAUCUCGGCCGCGGCGACGUGAGCGCGAGCGCGACAGGGAACGAGAACGACCCAGGGAAGAGGAGCCCGACAAACGUCGUCGUCGGUCUCGCUCUCGCUCUGAGCGUCGCCGCGAGCGCAGAGAGAGGUCCGAGAGGUCGGAGAGGUCGCGCUCUCGGGAACGCAAGCGCGCCCGCCGCAGAGACCACAAGGUCAAGGCUGAGGAUGUCAAGGUCAAGGAGGAGCCAGCUGACGACUACCCACAGUUCCGUCUGCCUCCCCCCGACGUCCACAUCAAGCAGGAGCCAACAGAGGAAGAGGAUAAAUACAAUCCCGAGGAUGCCAACGGCGACCACUAUGACUACUGACACCAUUCUCACCACAAAACAUCGCACACCUGACACAGAACAGAAUACUCAUCAGGUCACCACAAACUGCCAAAAGCUUACCAAACAAGUAAUCAACAUCACACACACAAAGUCAAUACAAGAAAGUAUGAACAUUCACAUGAAAAUACAAGAAAUAUUGAUCAUACCAAUGUGUCAAGAAGUCACAGCAGUCCUCGUAUUGUACAUGAAACACAAAGAUUUGGUUACAGUCCACUGAAUAUUUACAAUUUGCCGAGAUAUUACAAUCCAACAAGAUACCACAGUCCACAAAUCGGUUACCAAAUGCCUGCAUUUGAACACAAUCCACCAAUUGUCCAUCAAAUACCGAGAUUAGACCUCAACAUACCAAUGGUCCAUCACAGAUUUGACCACAAUCUACCAAUGGUCCAUCACAGAUUUGACCACAAUCUACCAAUGGUCCAUCACAGAUUUGACCACAAUCUACCAAUGGUCCAUCACAGAUUUGACCACAAUCCACCCAUGCUCCAUCAAAUACCGAGAUUUAACCAUAAUUCACCAAACAAUCCACCAAUGGUCCACCAUAGAUUUAAUCAUAAUCUACCAAUGGUCCGUAAUAGAUUUGACUACAAUUCAUCAAUGGUCCAUAACAGAUUUUAUCAUGAUCCACCAAUGUUUUACAACAGAUUUGACCGAAAUCAAUCAAUGGUCCCCCACAUGCCUAGAUUUGAUCACAGUCCACAAAUGGUCCAUUACAGAUUUGACCACAAUCCAACAACGGUCCAUCACAGAUUUGACCACAAUCCAACAACGGUCCAUCACAGAUUUGACCACAAUCCAACAACGGUCCAUCACAGAUUUGACCACAAUCCAACAACGGUCCAUCACAGAUUUGACCAUAAUCCACAAAUAGUCCCCCAUAUGUCUAGAUUUGAAGACAAUCCACAAUUUUUUCCCGAAAUGCCAAGAUUUGACCACUAUCCAACAACGUUCCGAGACAUGCCUAGAUUUGAUCAUAGUCCACAAAUGAGCCGGGAUAUGUCUAGUUUUGACCACAAUCCACAAACGGUCGACGAAAUACCGAGAUAUGACCAUAAUCCACCAACAAUCCAUAACAGAUUUGACCAAAAUCCAUCAAUGGUCCAUCCAACAUCUAGAUAUGAUAGUCCAUCAAUGUUCGACAACAGAUAUGACGAGAAUGUACAAGACGACUAUCACACGUCAACAAGAACUUGGAUGCUUCAAAUGCACGGAUGUUUUGAUUUGGAUGACGAAUAAAUACAUACAAAAUAAAUAUAUUUAAAUUA
Molecule: messenger RNA, 2616 nt
Organism: Papilio xuthus (Asian swallowtail)
Lineage: Eukaryota; Metazoa; Arthropoda; Insecta; Lepidoptera; Papilionidae
Gene: snRNP-U1-70K
Product: small ribonucleoprotein particle U1 subunit 70K
Exons: 9
Coding region: 200-1330 (376 amino acids)
Biological process (GO): mRNA splicing, via spliceosome
Cellular component (GO): U1 snRNP; precatalytic spliceosome; U2-type prespliceosome
Molecular function (GO): mRNA binding; U1 snRNA binding
Source: RefSeq, a predicted model, not a curated record